UUUUUUUUUUUUUCUUAAAUAUACAUGCAUGUUUUUGUAUUUAUAUAUACACACAUAUAUUAAGUAAACAAAAACUUUUAUUUUGAAUGCGAUUAAGCACGGUUAACGGUUUGGAAACAUGAGUUCAAACUAAAUCAAAGUUUCCCACUUGGCUUUGGAUGUUAAUUUGAUGGACAAUCCUUUAAUUAUUCUUUUGAGUUCUCGGAAAAACUACACAGAAUGAGUGCCAUUUUUUUCUCCCUUUCUUUCUUUUUCGGGUUCAGCUAAACAUGAUUAGAAGAUCCGGGCCAAACAAUCUAUUUACCCACAAAUUUCACGUCUAACAAACGAAAGGUCAGAUGAUUGUAAUUGAUUCAAGAGUCUGCCUUAUUAAUCUUUUUAUACUUAUUCGUUUUUUUUUUUUUAAUUCACCUGAAACAUUCAGCAUCGCCUUUUAGGCCAAGUGUUAAAUUUGUCGAAAGGAUCGUUUUUGCUUUUGCUCCCGUGUGAAAAAUCUAUUUUGUUGAUCGUGUAAAAUAAAGAAGGCUUGCAGCUCGGUUAUUUCCAUUCUUUCCUAAGUGUCCGCCUUUACACAGCAGAGGCGUUUGCUGAGCUCAUGUGUUUUGUGAUUGGUCACAGAGGUCAAACUGUCGGCGCAUGCUUGGUGUUAUUUACCUUUAAAGUCACCCAUCCGGGUAAAAAACCACUAUUGUCUGUUGCUGUGAGCAUUUCUGCUGCGAUCAGAAACAUGUUCAGUAAUACGUGCAUUUAAUGCAUUUCGUUCCGUUAGUAUUAGCUGAGGUAUGACUGAAGCAAACGAUCGUUUGCAAAAGCACCGGUGACGUCCUGGAAGUAAAGAGCGGCAUCUCCACAAAAAAAAAAUUAUUUAGCCGUUUGUAACGCUGCAAUUACGGACCCUAAUUGUUUAAUUGUUUUAAAGCCUAUCGUUUAUUGGCAGUGGUUUUAAUGCCGGUGCUUUUUGAGUCCCUACCGAGGACUUCAUAUAUUGUAAAGUAUUUUCGAUUGUUCUCUUUUCCACCGACGCCGUUUAAUCAGCAGCAAAUUUAGGCUUUAGGAAAAGGUUAAAGCAGCAUCAAGCGUUUCGUGUGCGGGGCGCAUCCUCUCUGAUUUUCUCCUGCUGCAGGUGAUUUCCUAUUACAGACACAGACUGCUGCCCUCCUGAGAUGCACGCACACAAAAAAGAGCUUUCGGCAUUCUCCAUUUUUUUUUUUUUUUUUGCAUCAACGAUAGUUUUCCCCCCCGCUUCGAAUGAUCAUUUAUACAACGUGCAUACAUUUCUUAUCAUGCUAGCGAUGAAUCUUUCAUCACGUGAAGCUAAAACAGUGGUGGUAUCUGUAUGAAAUAAGAAUGCCUCGUUGCUUUUUAUUCAAUGGGAUUUAUUCCCGUAACUAUUUAUUUCUGUGUCCCUCUAAAUACUGUCCUUUUGGUGAAACCCUAAGAAAUUAGGACCGUAAUGACUGCCUUCAAUUAUAAACGGCGUUUUAUUUAAUAUGCCUUCGAGCACGUGUGUGUUAUUUGUAUUUAUGAGGAGGUAUUUGCAUGUUUAAAUAUGAACUGUUGGAUAUUGUAGGUGAUUAAUGCUUGUUUUGAUGAAAAAAAAAUUGCUUUUAGAUGUUUUCUUGCGCAUAGAUAGAUAGAUAGAUAGAUAGAUAGAUAGAUAGAUAGAUAGAUAGAUAGAUAGAUAGAUAGAUAGAUAGAUAGAUAGAUAGAUAGUGAACUUUAAAUGCAAAUAUUAUUCAUAGUGCGUUACGGGUCAGGGGUCAGCAUUUCUAACAAAUCGUGAUUUCACAUGGAGCGGCCGCUGGUGAAUGGGAUCCAAUGGGAAAAUCCUGUCUGGUCCUUCGGUGUCCAAUGAGCUGAGCUCAGGGGGAGGGUCCGUGCGUCGCUCAGACAGAAAGAGACUUCAACAAACUCUCCUCCAAACAAGAUCCUUCUGGAUACAAAGAUGCCAUGUUUCCCGCGUCUGCUGCGGAAUUCGGCGUGAACUGACGGCUCUGGACGUCCGUCGUUGUGGAGUUAUGAACUUGUGAAGAUCACGCGACUCUGCGGCGUGGCGCGCGAUACGAGGAAUAUUACGCGCAUCUGAUGGACCUCAGGAAGAGAUUCUGGGCCCGAGUGGAUUUCACGUGCGUAAGAUAAGACUCGCGGCGGAUGAGCCAGACUGAUCGUGAUCAUGAAGCUCUGUUCGUCUCGCGUCCGCUCGUAAGACACCCCCGUGAACUGCUGGGAAGAGGCGAUGGCAGGAACGCGCCCGGGACGUCUCUGAAACCUUCCCAUGUUGGUGAAACUGCCGGAGACCUCGCGCGUGCGGUUGACUUUUGCGUCGUGGAGAGAUUGAAGCGAACGGCGGAAGGGUCCGAGACACCUGUCAGUGACGGAAGAGCAUGAAGGAGAAGUCGAAGAACGCGGCGCGGACGCGGAGGGAGAAGGAGAACAGCGAGUUCUACGAGCUGGCCAAACUGCUGCCUCUGCCCUCGGCCAUCACCUCGCAGCUGGACAAAGCGUCCAUCAUCAGGCUCACCACCAGCUACCUGAAGAUGAGGAUAGUCUUCCCGGAAGGUCUUGGGGAAUCUUGGGGCCACGUGAGUCGAGCGAGUUCUCUGGAUAAUGUGGGCCGAGAGUUAGGAUCACAUCUGCUUCAGACUUUGGAUGGCUUCAUUUUUGUGGUAGCUCCUGACGGAAAAAUCAUGUACAUUUCUGAAACGGCAUCAGUGCAUUUAGGGUUGUCACAGGUAGAGCUGACGGGGAACAGCAUUUAUGAAUACAUCCACCCCGCAGACCACGACGAGAUGACCGCGGUCCUGACGGCCCACCAGCCGUAUCACUCACACUUCGUCCACGAAUAUGAAAUGGAAAGAUCUUUUUUCCUGAGAAUGAAAUGCGUCCUUGCUAAAAGAAACGCUGGCUUGACGUGUGGCGGUUACAAGGUAAUUCACUGCAGCGGCUAUCUGAAGAUCCGUCAGUACAGCUUAGACAUGUCUCCGUUUGACGGCUGUUAUCAGAACGUGGGUCUGGUGGCUGUCGGUCACUCUCUCCCCCCCAGCGCAGUGACCGAGAUCAAGCUCCACAGCAAUAUGUUCAUGUUCAGAGCCAGCCUGGACAUGAAACUCAUUUUCCUGGACUCCAGGGUUGCGGAGCUCACUGGCUACGAGCCGCAAGACUUAAUAGAGAAGACACUUUAUCAUCACGUCCACAGCUGUGACACUUUCCAUCUCCGCUGCGCGCACCACUUGUGUGAGUUAGUGCUGGUAAAAGGACAAGUCACCACCAAAUACUACCGAUUCCUGGCUAAGCAGGGUGGAUGGGUCUGGGUACAGAGUUAUGCUACUAUCGUACACAACAGCAGAUCAUCUAGACCGCACUGCAUCGUCAGCGUCAACUACGUCCUCACGGACACGGAAUACAAAGGACUACAGUUGUCCCUAGAUCAAGUGACGUCCACUAAGCCCUCGUUCACCUACAACAGCCCUUCUAACCCCAUCAACGAGAACAGAAGAGUUGGCAAAAGCAGAGUCACCCGUACCAAGACCAAAACAAGACUAUCUCCCUAUUCACAGUACCCGGGUUUUCCUACGGAUCGCUCAGAGUCGGAUCAGGAUAGCCCAUGGGGAGGGAGCCCACUGACUGACUCUGCGUCUCCUCAGCUUCUGGAGCAGUGUGAAGGCAUAGAGUCCUCAUGCGUGUACCGGCAGUUCUCGGAACCACGGCCGCUCUGCUAUGGCCUACAGCUGACAGAUGAUCACCAUACCUCCAGCGACCUCUACGGCCACACUCACACCGAGUCCUGCGAGAGAGGUCGCUGUAAGGCUGGCCGAUACUUCCUGGGCACCCCUCAGCCCGGGCGAGAGGCGUGGUGGGGUGCAGCCCGCUCUGUCCUUCCGCUACCCAAGUCCUCUUCCGAGAAUGGAGACAGUUUUGAAAGUGUAAUGCCCCACAUCACCUCCAUCCAUAGCCUGCAAGCAAGGGGUCACUGGGAUGAGGACAGCAUGGUCAGCUCACCUGACACGAGUGAUUCAGGUGACCGAUACCGUGGCGACCAAUGCCGCGCAAGUCCUCAAGAACCCAGCAAGAUUGAGACGUUGAUUCGAGCCACACAACAGAUGAUCAAAGAGGAGGAAAGUCGUCUGCAGUUGAGAAAGGCUCCGACAGAAAUACCUUUGGAGUCUACAAAUGGUCUGGCCAAGAGCCACGGCUCGUCGUUUCACAGUACCGACUUUCCUCAGCCAGCAUUGCAGAGCGUGGUGUGUAGGGGGCCGGCUCAGGUUAUAAGCCCCGCCCCUAGCCCUGUUCCUCUCUCCCGUCUCAGCAGCCCCAUCCCUGACAGACUGGGUAAAAGUAAAGACUUCCUGCAAAGCGAGCUCUCCUCUUCUCAGCAGCACCAGCAGCCGCUGCCCCUGACGGGCACAUGUGCUGUCUCUCCGACUCCAGCGCUAUACCCCUCACACCCCCGCCAAUACCUGGAAAAACACACAGCCUACUCACUCACCAGCUACGCACUAGAACAUCUGUACGAGGCAGACAGCUUUAGAGGAUACUCCCUGGGUUGCUCGGGUUCCUCCCAUUACGACAUGGCCACUCAUCUACGCAUGCAGGCUGAACAAGCACCGGGCCAUAAAGGCACCUCCGUCAUUAUCACCAACGGCAGCUGAUGCUUAUCAAAUCACGAACCGACACUCAGUGCUUCACCCUCUCACUCCAGCUAGCCUAGGAUUUCUGAUUAGAAUUUUUUCGUUCCUACGAAUUCUGCAAACACUUUUUAAUUCUGAAUUGUUUUCUAGUAAAAAAAAAAAAGUAAACGUCCUUAAAGCUUUUUUUUUUAAAGGUUUAUGCUUAAGCAGAAAAAAAGCUAAACGAAAUUAAAUAAAUCUUAUAUUAUGCAAUUGUGUAUAAGUGAAUUGAUCUAAUUUUAAGGAUGUUUAGAUAUUUUUACUGGAAAACAAGAUGAAAAUACUAAUUAAUUACACUUUUGCAGUGUGUUAAGGGAUGUGAGUUGAUGUCUAUGAGAGGGACAUUUGUUCAUCUGUUCACAGAGAAGGGAUUCCAUGUGAGAGUUUGUUUGUCAAAUACUUUCUAUACCCGGAUGCUACUUUUUUUAACCACUAUUAUAAGCUGCUUGAAUAAAUUGGAAUUGUUCGAAUUUCUCAAAAUAAGAGAUUUCAUGAGAACCGUGAUCUCGUGACAGCACAUUGACACGAUGGUUCAACAAUCUACACCGUAAAUGUAUUUAAAUAAUUUUAUUUUCUGUAGUUCACAUUUGGAUUUGGGUCACAAUACUUUGUGGUUAACUUACAUGUAAAUUAAAUACGUGGGAUGUUUUUUUUUUCUUGUUUUUCUAUAUCCAUGACCUCAUAUUCCAUCCAGGUUUUAGUCACUUGCCCUGUGUACAUGAGACACAGCCUGUUUUUAACCAGUCCAUCUGCGGCACUGGGGAAAAUACAUCUUAAUAUUAAAAGAAACGUUGAGUAGCAUGCUGAUGUACCAGAGAUGAACAACUACGUCUAAUCCAAAACGCAGCUUUAAUUUAUAAUUGUUUAAGGUUAUUGUAGGAUUGAAUUUUAGCUCAUUUGUGUACUGGGAUACUUUUUGCAGUUGCAUAUGCCGUCCAUCUGUGUUUGGACCCGAUUCAGUCAAAGGCUUGAAGAUUCAAUUCGAGACUUAUUUUUUUAAAAGAAGAAAACGGAGUUGAGUCCCUCCGCAAGCCUCUAACGUGUCAGCCUUUAAAAGUGAAAACCGAGAUUAUGCAAUUAUGAAACACACCUGAUUUUAUUCAAACGAACGGAAUGAUAGAAAUGGACUAAACGGCGACUCUUGCGCUGGUUUGAUUAGAAGGUCUGGAAAUGUUUUUUUGGCCGGAUGAGUGAUUGACUGCUGCGGUGCUCGAAGGCUUCGAGUCGAGCUGCUGUUUGGUGUUUUGAGGUUCCACACUGGAGGAGUCCAAAGUCUGAUACGGACGCUAAAAGGGGAAUUUUCUGACAGACUCUACCCCGUACCUCACUCUUAUCUUCAUGUAUUUAUAAGAAACUGGCUCUGUUUGGAAAGCUGUUUUUCUCUGAGUGAAAGAAACUCUGAAAAAAAAAAAAAUAUUUAUGAUGUACAUACUCAAAAUACACCACCGCCCCUCCCCCUCACCCACACCAAAUAAAAUGAUGCAAAAGUUGCAAAAUGUAUUUAUUAUGUGAAUGAAAAAUGUCUUUUGUUUCAGAAUAUCGCAGUGUGUAUUUAUUUACAAUUUUUCAGUUCUGCGUCUAAAUGAAGUGCCAUUGUUUCCCUUCAUGCGUCUACUAUUUCUAAACACGCAAUGAGAAAUAUUUGAGUCGGUUUCGUAUUGCAGCAAAACUGUUUAGAAUAGCAUAUUUCAAAAUUGGUUCUGCGUUUGCUUUAAUCUUGACAUUGUUCAUCCGGCGAGACCUUGGAGAACUCAGGUGAAAAUGAUCUUGAAAUAACAAAUAUAUCCCUAAUUUGAUCAUUAUUCAUGUUUAAUAUGAUAUUUCAUACUCGCUUGAGAAAUGAAUAAAUGAUUGCAGAUAUGCUCGUUCA
Messenger RNA from Puntigrus tetrazona (Sumatra barb), 6537 nucleotides. RefSeq names its product SIM bHLH transcription factor 1a (gene sim1a). The record is from RefSeq and is a predicted model, not a curated record. NCBI's taxonomy places the organism in Eukaryota, Metazoa, Chordata, Actinopteri, Cypriniformes, Cyprinidae. Bases 2385 to 4649 code for a protein of 754 amino acids. Gene Ontology annotation, molecular function: protein dimerization activity; DNA-binding transcription factor activity, RNA polymerase II-specific; RNA polymerase II transcription regulatory region sequence-specific DNA binding. Gene Ontology annotation, biological process: regulation of transcription by RNA polymerase II. The transcript is spliced from 12 exons.